Sclerotinia sclerotiorum 1980 UF-70 is the source of this 2058-nucleotide messenger RNA. RefSeq lists its product as hypothetical. Gene Ontology annotation, molecular function: nucleic acid binding; tRNA-intron lyase activity. Bases 1 to 2058 code for a protein of 685 amino acids. Gene Ontology annotation, biological process: tRNA splicing, via endonucleolytic cleavage and ligation; tRNA-type intron splice site recognition and cleavage. The transcript has a single exon. The record is from RefSeq and is a predicted model, not a curated record. Gene Ontology annotation, cellular component: tRNA-intron endonuclease complex. Lineage: Eukaryota; Fungi; Ascomycota; Leotiomycetes; Helotiales; Sclerotiniaceae.
AUGGCAGACACAGAAACUGUGGUUUCAUCUGGUCCUCAUAUCGAGGUCUCAGUGCCUGCGAAACAAAAAAAUGUUGGACCCAGGCCACCGUCUAAAUUCCAACAAUUAAACAAACUCUACGGACUACCUGCGCCUAUACGCACAUUUCCUCUUCCUACUCUCAUACCUCAUAAUCCACUUUCACUUUUUCAUAUUCUUUAUGUUUGGUUGUCACAGACAAUCAAUCGCCCUUCAUCACAUUUUGAUACCCUUUACAGUGGAUGGUUCUCGCCUGAGACGCGGUCCAUUCACAUCACUGACUCUCGGUCUAUCAGAGGUCUCUGGGAGCAAGGUUUCUAUGGGAAAGGAAGUCUGAGCCGCAGUGAACCCAGUUGGGUGACACGAGAGAAAAAGCGAAGAGGUGUUUCAAAAGCGAUUGCGAGUGAGGAUGUUACAAGAAAGCGUCGCGCCGAUCGUCAACAAACCAAGUGGGAGAGGGCGAGAAAAGAGAGGGAGGCUAUUGAUCAGACUCUCUUGGCAGAAGCACAGGCAAAUGAAAUGCCAAGUACCAAGGUUGUCAUCGCAUCCGAUGAGAGAUUUAUAGUUCCAGUUGACAAUCUUCCUGCUCUUACUGAGCAAGACCAGAAGACCGAAAUCAUCAAAGAACCCAUGUCCAAUUGCUUAGGUGAUGCAAAUGUUGCUUUUACCAGUACCACAUCAUCUGAUGCGCCCACUGGUCCAAUGCAACUCCUUGCUCUACCAAACUCAUCCAUCGAGGUUAUCAAGGUAGAAACAAUUGAGAACUCAUCGUCUCAGCAUGUAGUGAAUGCCGUUGAAGUUGCUUCGUCCAGUGUUGCAUCAUUCAACGCACCUACCGGACCUUUGGGAAUUCUUGCUCUACCAAACUCUGCACUCGAUCUUAAUUCUGUAAGGGAAAAAAACUGUACAAACUCCUUAGGCCUAUCGCCAUUUGUUUCGACGGUGGCAGUAUCCGUCUCUACGUCCAAUAUCUCCGCUCCUGUGGGUCCACUGGAAUUGCUCGCUCUACCAAACUCCGCCGCUGAUGCUUCCGCAACAUGUGAUAAAAUCAAUGUUGAUGCUAAGAACGAUGUUCCAGAAGAAUAUACCCCUUCGCCCACGUUAGUUGAGAUUGAUGUCAGUUCGGUCUCUAUACCUGAAAGUCACAAAGCUGGCGCACAAGAAAAGAAUGAACUGCUCAAUGACGACAUUGUCGACACCAAUACUUGUGUCCCAAUGACGCCAGUGUCAUUGAUUUCGGCCCAAAAUAGUGGAUCUGAUGUUGAAGCGCCUGAGACUGGUUCAUCAACAUCUGUGUCAGAUCGUCAGAAGAGUGUUCGAUUCUCCCCGAUCGUAGAACAAACCACCUUCUUACCGUCACAACCACCAAGUCCUGGACGUACUGUUGCAAGUACAGAAGAGAAACCUGAUGAAAUAUCCAAACUUGUUCUGGAUGAAGAGAUGGUUAUUGAAGAUCAGGAACAUUUCCAAUUGACAAUGGAAGAAGCCUUCUUUCUUUCUUAUGGAUUAGGAGCUCUCACAGUUCUUGACCCUGUCACCAAAUCAGGCAUUUCAAAUCAAGAUUUGUUUUCUCUUUUCAGGAAGUCAUCCUAUUUCCCGCCAGUUUCAAAUCCUAGUUUAUCUACGGAUGACCCAUUCCUAAUAAACUACGUUGUUUAUCAUCAUUUCCGUUCCCUAGGCUGGGUUGUGCGUGGUGGCACAAAGUUCUCUGUUGACUACCUACUUUAUAAUCGCGGGCCAGUUUUCAGUCAUGCUGAGUUCGCUGUUUUGAUUCUUCCAUCGUACAGUGACCCUUACUGGUCUAGUGGUCCAUUUCUACAAAAUUAUGUGAAAGGCAAGCAAGAAAGAAGCUGGUCAUGGAUGCAUUGCAUCAAUAGAGUCAUUACACAGGUUAAGAAGACCUUGAUUUUGGUUUACGUGGAUAUACCUGCUCCUGUUGAUGGAAGCAUAAAAGAAAACAGUGUUGAUGAAUUACUUCAAAAGUACAAGGUCAGGGAAGUUGUCCUCAAACGUUGGUCACCCAAUCGUAGCCGGGACUAG